GUGGUCCCAGGACAGGGCCCCUUCCCAGCCACAGCUGGGGAGUGAGGGAAGCCUCUCGGGAGACUGGCAGGUUGGAGAGGUUUCUAAUGUGGGCUGGGUCCACUUUACUCCAGGUGCCCAGCAAAGCUGGAGCUGAGAUGCUAGGGAGUUGUGGGGCUUUGUCCCCAGCAGGGGGUGCUGAGAGAAAGGGCUCCUGGUAGGGGUGAGGUGUGGAGAGGGGUGAGACUCUUAAAGGGCGAAAGUUGAAGCGGAGCCUGUGUGUUCUUUGGAAACGUAAUCACCACACCAUGACCACUACCACCCCCACCCCGCCCAAGAAGAGUGAGUUUCCGGAAAAAGUGGUUAAUGUGGAACCUGGUGAGAUUAGCGCAAUCCUUGCCUGAGGUUAACUGUGUUUAAGGGGCAGCCUAGUCUGGAAGAAGCUUGUGACCCCACGUGUUGGGGCCACCCAGGCAAAACACAGUCGCUGAGUUGCUGUGUGAUCUUGAGCGUAUGGCCUCACUUCUCUGGGUCUCUGGAUGAAAUGAGCAGGUGAUCCAGGCGUGAUCCAGGCCCAGAGUGCUCUUCCCUGGAGGCAUCCAGGCCAGGGCCAGACAGACAGGGCUGGGAGCCGUCAACAGAUAGACGCUCUCUUUAAAGACAAAGUCAAAAAGACUCCAGGUCUUGGAGAAGACCCCUAGUCCGGCCUCCCUGCCAUAUUUCCAAGAGCCUUCUGGAUGAACCAGGCUGCCAAGCUGACCUCCCCACGCCAUGAUCCUCAGUAUAGCUCACCUUUUGCAUCCAGCCCCACCCAGACGAGGGCCACCCGCCGCCCCUUGAGGCUGUCCCCGCCCCCUGGAAGAGCGUGGGCCCCUGCAAAAGCCACAGGACGGAGUCCCCAAGAGGCCUGGCGGAGACCCCUGGAGGGGAGGAGGCCCAAGGAGCUGAAGCUGAAGGACGAGGAGUGUGAGCGGCUGUCCAGAGUGCGGGAGCAGCUGGAACGGGAGCUGGAGGAGCUGACAGCCAGCCUGUUUGAGGAAGCCCACAAGAUGGUGCGAGCAGCCAACAUGAAGCAGGCAGCGUCGGAAAAGCAGCUGAAGGAGGCGCGGGGCAAGAUCGACAUGCUGCAGGCAGAGGUGACAGCCUUGAAGACACUGGUCCUCACGUCCACACCGGCCUCUCCCAACCGCGAGCUCCACCCACAGCUGCUGAGCCCCACCAAGGCCGGGCCCCGCAAGGGCCACUUGCGCCAUAAGAGCACCAGCAGCACCCUCUGCCCCGCCGUGUGCCCCGCUGCCGGACAUACCCUCACCCCGGACAAGGAGGGCAAAGAGCCCGGGCUGGCCCCCCUCCUCUCCCUGCUCCUCUGCGUGGUCCCCAGCAAGGCUGUUCACCUCACCUACGAGCCGGCUUGGCAGCUCCUACCUGGGGAGCCGCCCACGGCCCCCACCUCCACCUCUGCUACCUCUCUCUCCUUUUCCCGACAGGUGGACACGACCCUGUUCGCAGAGUUCCAGGCCUGGAGGGAAUCCCCCACCCUGGACAAGUCCUGCCCCUUCCUUGAAAGGGUGUACCGGGAGGACGUGGGCCCCUGCCUCGACUUCACCAUGCAGGAGCUCUCGGCGCUGGUACGGGCCGCCGUGGAGGACAACACGCUCACCAUCGAGCCCGUGGCUUCGCAGAUGCCGCCCACGGCGAAGGUGGCCGCGGUGGAGUGUGGCAGCACCAAUACCUGUGCCCUGAGCGGGCUGGCUCGUGCCUGUCGCCACCGAAUCCGGCUUGGGGACUCAGAGAAUCACUAUUACAUCUCACCGUCCUCCCGGGCUAGGAUCACCGCAGUGUGCAACUUCCUCACCUACAUCCGCUACAUCCAGCAAGGCCUGGUGCGGCAGGAAGCGGAGCCGAUGUUCUGGGAGAUCACGAGGCUGCGGAAGGAGAUGUCGCUGGCCAAGCUCGGCUUCUUUCCCCAGGAGGCCUAGGGCAUGGCCGGAGCCUGGAGGGGGGCUCUGAGCCACAGCCAACACCUGCCCCGGCACAGACAGACAGGAAGACAGGGUCCUGGCGCCAGCCCUGAGCCAGAAGCCGAGCAGAUGGACAGAUGGCCAGGCCAUGGAGGCCUUGCUGAGCCGGUACCAAAUCUUCAUCCCGGGAAAGACAGGACCUCAUGAGCUGACCCUUCGCCCUUCCCCAGUGGCCCUACAGCCACCAGGAGACUUUCAAGAAGGCACCAAAGACCAAGGAGCUUGGACCCACACUCAGGGGCUCAGCACCCCCUUUGCAGGCCUGGGAGCUGCUGCUUGCAGUCACCUUGUUGCUGUGAUGUCCUCAGAAAGGGCUCACACUGGGUGGCCUGACCUCCAGGGUAUCUCCCACCUCGGUUCCCAAGCCCUGGGCCACCAGCACCCCCGUGUGGCCAUCCCUCCCCCAUUCCCGUGGGGGCAGUGCGGCCACAAGGGGCUGUCAAGGACUUGCACACCAUCUGCUUGAGAACUACCCCAAACUGUUCUUAAGAUGGAUCAGGGCCCCUCCUCCCACCCUCGCACUUGACCUUCCCCCCCUCCUCCAUCUGAGCCUUGUGCUCCUGGAGGCCCUGCCCCCACCACUGGAAGGAUUAGGAUACUUUGCUCCCGAAGUAAAAUACAGACAGGGCCUCAGGACACCGUGUCUGUGUUCAGCUGUGGGUGGCCGUUCAGACAGUGGGGGCUGAGGUCGCCAAGCCCUGUACACAGGACCGGGGGAGGGUGGGCAGGACACAGGCCCCUCCUCGCCCCUCACAGCCCACUCAGGACCGGGGUCCAACCUGGACACAUCCCUCACCGUGGCUGAUUUCCUCCUUUGAAUGGAAUGUAACACGAUCUCUAUUUAAUAAAGGAAGGCUUUGUUGGUA
This is a messenger RNA of Herpailurus yagouaroundi (jaguarundi), 2866 nucleotides long. RefSeq names its product RAB3A interacting protein like 1 (gene RAB3IL1). The record is from RefSeq and is a predicted model, not a curated record. The transcript has 11 exons. NCBI's taxonomy places the organism in Eukaryota, Metazoa, Chordata, Mammalia, Carnivora, Felidae. Bases 717 to 1958 code for a protein of 413 amino acids. Gene Ontology annotation, cellular component: Golgi to plasma membrane transport vesicle. Gene Ontology annotation, biological process: exocytosis. Gene Ontology annotation, molecular function: guanyl-nucleotide exchange factor activity.